UGGCGAGCAACUACAAGUGCGGCCUGCACACCCUUCUCACGAUAGAACAAACGUCCGCAGUGGGCCUCGCGGUGCAUGCACAGGCGUACCCUGCCUCUGAUAUAUAGUAACCCAGGCUUUGUCUGAUGAGGCAGCAAAGUCCAAUCCCAGACACCAAAACAAUCGCUUCAUCCCACCCACAUAUUAACAACCAUGACCUCCACGCCCGAUCUCUCCACUUCAAAGCACACACGCUCGAACUCUCAAGUCUGGCAUGACCGGACAGUUUACAAAGAAGGCGCCACUAUUAGGGUCUGGAUGCGGGACCAGAACGGUCACACAAACAGAGAUUUGGGUACCAAGUUUCGUUGCAUGUUGUUGCUCAGAUGAAGCCAGUGAAGAGAAUCAGGUAGUACUUGAUUUGAUUCCUCUUGCAGCAUUAUCGACUAACUUUGGCAAACCCCAUGUACGGAACUGGCAAUUGGAAGGAUUGUUGGGAGAAGAGGCAGAUGUGAUAACCAUCUUUGUAUGA
Molecule: messenger RNA, 511 nt
Organism: Dacryopinax primogenitus
Lineage: Eukaryota; Fungi; Basidiomycota; Dacrymycetes; Dacrymycetales; Dacrymycetaceae
Exons: 3
Coding region: 193-369 (58 amino acids)
Source: RefSeq, a predicted model, not a curated record